AUGGGUCACCAGGGGUCACCAGGGGUCACCAGAGGUCAUCAGGGGUCACCAGGGGUCACCAGGGGUCACCAGGGGUCACCAGAGGUCAUCAUGGGUCACCAGGCGUCAUCAGAGGUCACCAGGGUUGACCCCCGUGGUGCCCGCCACCUCCUGACUUCCCAGCAUUCCUUGCCAGGGAUCCCCGUAGCGCUGAAACAGACCAUUGACCUGCGCACCUCCAUGGACGGCAAGUACAAGGAGAUUGCUGAGGAGCUGUUCUCUCGCAGCUUAGCAGAGCGUGAUAUGCUCAGCGCCCCCUAUGAGUUCCCUGAAGACAGUCCCAUAGAACAGCUGGAGGAGAGACGACAACGACUAGAGAGACAGAUCAGCCAGGAUGUCAAGUUGGAGCCAGAUAUCCUUCUGCGAGCAAAACAGGAGUUAAUGAAGACUGACAGCGCUACUGACCUAGAAUACCUGAAGGAGCAGAGCCAGGCAUUCAUGGACCUGUACCCCAAGGAGAUGGAGCGAGAAGGAGAGAAGGAGUACCAGCGGGUCGCCAUCUCUGGAGAGGAGAAAUGUGGGGUUCCCUUCACAGACCUGCUGGAUGCUGCUAAGUGUGUAGUGAAGGCCUUGUUCAUCAGGGAGAAGUACAUCGGCCUGUCCAUGCAGAGCUUCUGUCGGACCACAGCCAGCUACCUGGAGGAGCUCAGUGACAGACCACUAGAUAUGGGCAUCUACGAGGAGAUACCUGAGACUUCUGUUACUGCAGACCAGACGGUCCACCCUCCCGUCUCAGCCACUCACCCCUACGAGAACCAGGACCCUGCCUGUAUGCCUCCUGAUAUAGGCUACGGCUGCAAGAUGGUAAACGGUGUCGUCCAUAUCUACACUAAUAAGGACAGCAUGGACACGUCUACAGAGUUGGAGCUGCCUUACCCAGACCUAUCGGAGUACAUCGCUGAUAUGAACGUCAUGACGGCCCUCAUCAUCAACGGACCUGUGAAGUCGUUCUGUUACCGUCGCUUACAGUACCUGAGUUCUAAGUUCCAGAUGCACAUCCUGCUGAAUGAGAUGAAGGAGCUGGCAGCCCAGAAAAAAGUUCCUCACAGAGAUUUCUAUAACAUACGCAAGGUGGACACCCACAUCCACGCCUCGUCCUGUAUGAACCAGAAACACCUGCUGAGGUUCAUCAAGAGGGCCAUGAAGAAGUAUCCAGGGGAGAUAGUGCAUGUGGAGAGAGGCAAGGGACAGACCCUCAUGGAGGUGUUCCAAACCAUGAACCUCACAGCCUUCGACCUCAGUGUGGAUACACUGGACAUGCACGCUGUAAAUGAAAUCUCCAAGUUUGAUGCCUACCCCAUGCCCCGAGUAGACGAACUACUGGAGAAAGUUGGUAAAGCUCGGUACAUUACGACCCUGGACCUGACAAAAGGGUACUGGCAAAUUCCUCUGACCCCCAGGGCCAAAGAAAAGACAGCCUUUGCAACCCCUGACGGUUUGUUUCAAUACACCGUCAUGCCAUUCGGCUUACACGGGGCCCCAGCCACCUUUCAACGGCUCAUGAACAAGGUCCUAAAACCGCACCAGGCAUACGCCGCAGCUUAUUUAGAUGACGUGGGAAUCUACAGCCCUGAUUGGGAAUCCCACUUACCCCGGGUACAGGCGGUGUUAGACGCCCUUAGAAAGGCAGGGAUCACGGCGAACCCUGCCAAGUGUUAUGUGGGGUUAGGGGAAACAGAGUAUCUGGGAUAA
Molecule: messenger RNA, 1731 nt
Organism: Salvelinus namaycush (lake trout)
Lineage: Eukaryota; Metazoa; Chordata; Actinopteri; Salmoniformes; Salmonidae
Product: AMP deaminase 2-like
Exons: 11
Coding region: 1-1731 (576 amino acids)
Biological process (GO): IMP salvage; AMP metabolic process
Cellular component (GO): cytosol
Molecular function (GO): AMP deaminase activity
Source: RefSeq, a predicted model, not a curated record